AAAAAAAAAAAAAAAAACCAAAUGUGGAGCCCUGGGCUAUGAUGGCUGCGUGCAGGGUAAGUAAAAUAAAAAAUAAAAGUCCAAUAAAUAAUACAUCUCUUUUAUGGAAUUGGAAUUGACCGCCACUGGCACGGUGUUAUAUAUUAGUAUCCAGACUGCCCUCCUUCAAGUCAAUGGAUAUCAUCUUUCCUAUUCUACCUUUCACAACACUCCCAGGAGACUGCCCUAUCGCUCGAGGAAGCUUGUUGGUUGUCGAUCCUUGUCUUCUCUUCUAGGAGUGAUAUCAUCACCUCUUAUAUAUACAUCAUUAUAGCACCCUUCCUUCUCUCCCUCUCCCCCCUCCUUUCCUCUCUCCUAGGGGAACGUUCUUCUUAUCAAUUCCUCCUAUCUAUCUCGACUUAUCUCCACAAUGCCUCGCUUUGACGACGCUGACUUCGCUGUUGAUGCCGCCCCUGCGGCUCCCGGUACUGCUCCGGCCCCCGCUGCUCGCUCCCCCAGAGAUGGUCGUGGCAGCAUGGCGGGUUCUCUGCCCAUCCCCAAUGAUGCGGGUGCCACCAUUGAGAUCCCCGCAACCCGCAGCUCCAUCAGCGAUGCUGCCCAGUACAUGCACAACCUGAGCCUGGCUCCCUCGACUCGGGACCGUCGUGGCUCUCGCAACUCCUUCGGCACCUCCCUCCCUAUCCCCAGAUCUCCUCGUGUGUCUCGUCUGGCAUCCGUGGUUACCGCUGAUGGUAACUCGGUUUCCCGCGACCUCCUGGCCUCUCAGGUUCAGGACAUGUCCAAGGAGAAGGUCGCUGCUGCCAAGAACAUGGCCUUUGCCUUCGAUAUCGAUGGUGUUCUGGCCCACGGUAACCAUGCCAUUGAGCCGGCUAAGGAGGCCCUGAAGAUGCUUAACGGUGACAACGAGCUGGGCAUCAAGGUUCCUUACAUUCUGCUCACCAACGGUGGUGGUAAGACCGAGGCUGCCCGUUGCGAGCAGCUCACCGAGGUUCUCGGUGUUCCGAUCUCGACCGAUCAGUUCAUCCAGUCUCAUACCCCAAUGCAGGCAUUGGCUGAGUACUACGAGACGGUGCUUGUCCUCGGUGGUGAGGGCCAGAAGAUCCGUGAGGUCGCUGAGAACUAUGGCUUCAAGAACGUCGUCCACCCUAAGGACAUUUUCGCCUGGGACCCCACGGUGUCUCCUUGGGGACACUUCACGGAGGAAGACCGCGCUCAGGCCAAGCCCCGCGACUUCUCCAAGAUGAAGUUCGACGCUAUCCUGGUCUUCGCCGACUCGCGUGACUACGCUACCGACAUGCAGCUGAUCCUGGAUCUCUUGCUCGCCGAGGACGGCAAGUUGUUGACCCGUGCCAAGGACCCCGUCGCCUCUCGCAUCCCCAUCUACUUCUCUCAGGGUGACCUGAUCAUGCCUACCGACCACAAGGGACCUCCCCGUCUCACCCAGGGUCUCUUCCGUAUCUCCAUCGAGGCUCAGUACAAGGCUCUCACCGGUGUCGACCUGGAGCGUGUCGUCUACGGCAAGCCUGAGCGUGCUACCUACACCUACGCCGACGAGGUUCUCAAGUCGUGGAUGGAGCAGAUCCACAACGAGAACCGUCUUCCCCAGAACAUCUACAUGGUUGGUGACAACCCAGCUUCCGACAUCUGCGGUGGUAACAUGUACGGCUGGAACACCUGUUUGGUCCGCACCGGUGUCUUCCAGGGUGGUGACAACGACACCAACAACCCUGCCAACUUCGGUGUCUUCCCCAACGUCUUGGAGGCCGUCAAGGCUGCCGUCCGCAAGGAGCUUGGCCAGGAUUUCAAGUUCAAGUGGAACCCCAAGGUUAACCCCGUCACUGGCGGUGACAGCGGCUCCGCUGUCGAAUAAACGACGAUCAUGCCCAAAACUUAAAAAGAGGAACAAGGAACUCACGUUUCACUGGCGUUUGGUUGAUUCCUUUUGAAUUUCUUUUAUCUACUAUAUUUCCUCUUCUCCCAUUUUGAUGCUAGACAACAGCGUCUUUCACGGUCUUCUUCUUUUUUU
Molecule: messenger RNA, 2026 nt
Organism: Aspergillus pseudotamarii
Lineage: Eukaryota; Fungi; Ascomycota; Eurotiomycetes; Eurotiales; Aspergillaceae
Product: phosphatidyl synthase
Exons: 1
Coding region: 410-1870 (486 amino acids)
Biological process (GO): glycerophospholipid biosynthetic process
Cellular component (GO): mitochondrion
Source: RefSeq, a predicted model, not a curated record